Priapulus caudatus is the source of this 1502-nucleotide messenger RNA. RefSeq names its product TP53-regulating kinase-like. Bases 625 to 1317 code for a protein of 230 amino acids. The transcript is spliced from 2 exons. The record is from RefSeq and is a predicted model, not a curated record. Gene Ontology annotation, molecular function: ATP binding; protein serine/threonine kinase activity. Gene Ontology annotation, cellular component: nucleus; EKC/KEOPS complex; cytosol. NCBI's taxonomy places the organism in Eukaryota, Metazoa, Priapulida, Priapulimorpha, Priapulimorphida, Priapulidae. Gene Ontology annotation, biological process: protein phosphorylation.
GUAAGGUACUGUUCUUACAUUUUAGUGCAAGUUUAUGGUGUGUUUUACUACUUGUGUUGAUUAGUUUGUUGUGUGUAGCUCUGUUUCUCUCUUUAGUACAUUUUGGGUUGGUAAUUUUGUCACAAUCAUUUAGUUCUAUCAUUUUUGUGACGAAUCACGAUAUGACGUAAUGUUUUCAAAGAAACCCAUUCUUCCUGCCAGACCAGAACCACCUACUCUCGAAAAUAUACACGCUGAUAUACAAGAUGCACAUGAAAACGAUGUAGUUUUCACAUACUUUCAAGAGCAGCCACCUACAAGCGAUGAUAGUUUCCUUAGUGAUUCUACCAGCUCUCUGAGUGUGCUUCAUGACGAAUUACUGGACAGCGGUGGAAAACCCAAGUCAGAUGUUGAACUAACUUAUAGUAAAGUCAGCACCUUCAUUGAAGUUAACAAAGCGCUUGGCAACUCACUCUCUGAGCAAGGAAAUCUUCGAGAAAACCUAGAACUGCUGAAGGUUGCUCUACUUAGAGACAAGGAAGAACUUCACCAGUCAAUAACAUCACUGAAAGAGAGUAAGAAGACAGGUUAGACACACGCCACACGCACACAUAUGCAGACACGCACGGACACACUGCCACAACAAUGUCGUCGACUUUAGGUGCGUCUGAAUCGUCGAUACUUCUGAAACAGGGAGCGGAGUCAAAGAUUCAUGCUGUGACGUUUCUUGGUCUGCCAACUGUCGUCAAGGAGCGAUUUCCAAAGACAUACCGGCAUCCUGCUCUUGACGCUAGCUUGACGAGAGAGAGGAUGAAGGCAGAGUUGCGAGCCAUUGCAAAGUGUAGGCAGAUUGGCGUCAGAGUUCCAGUUAUCUAUUUUGUAGAUGAGCAAAAAAGUUCGAUCUACAUGGAGCACAUCCAGAAUUCCAAUACAGUUCGCGACUUUAUACAGAAGGUACAGGCGGGUUCUGGCGAUGCGCAGAGGCUCUUAGUGCCCCUCAUGGCCAAGGUUGGAGCGAUCAUUGGUACCCUACACAGCAAUAAUUUGAUUCAUGGUGAUCUGACGACAUCAAAUAUGCUUCUGCUUGAACCAGCAGCAGAUGCCAACAUAAUUCUAAUUGAUUUUGGUCUUAGUUAUGUUGAAGCAAGUGCUGAAGACAAAGGUGUCGACUUGUAUGUCCUCGAGAGAGCAUUUCUAAGUACACAUCCUAAUAGUGAAGAGCUGUUUGCUCAUAUUAUCAGUGCAUAUCAGGAGGCAAAUAAAAAAGGUUUACGUGAGGUGAUGAGUAAAUUUGAAGAGGUUCGUUUGAGAGGUAGAAAGCGGUCUAUGGUUGGAUAAGAUCUACUGGUUUCAACUAUGAUAAUGAUUAUAGGAUACUAUGAUUGCAUAUGUGUUUCCACAAAAGCUUAGCAGCUUUUCAUAUUCCCGUAAAAUUCACACUGUUGUUAUUCAUCAUGGUUAAGAGGAUCGUGUAAUUUGAAAAUUUUUAUAUUAUAAAAAUGUCAAGUUAUUGUUGUAUUCAA